Molecule: messenger RNA, 2383 nt
Organism: Eriocheir sinensis (Chinese mitten crab)
Lineage: Eukaryota; Metazoa; Arthropoda; Malacostraca; Decapoda; Varunidae
Product: glutamate formimidoyltransferase-like
Exons: 6
Coding region: 88-1062 (324 amino acids)
Molecular function (GO): folic acid binding; transferase activity
Source: RefSeq, a predicted model, not a curated record
GAACAAUGUAAACAAACCCACGUGGCCGCCGCUUAGCCGUCAAACUCCCGUCACUCCUCAAUCAUUUUCCCCAUUUCCACCUGUACCAUGUCACGACAGCUGGUGGCGUGCAUGCUCAACGUGUCUGAAGGGCGGAACAUUAAUUUGGUGGAGAGUAUAGCCCGGUCCGCCCUUCGAGCUGUGAAUCCGCCGGCGAAAAGUGGUGCGGAGGGCUGGCAGAUCAACGCCUCGGUGCUCAACAUCUUCCAGGACCGAGAUUACAACCGCUCCGUCAUCACCAUCGUGGGGAGGGAGGAGAGUAUUGGGCCCAGCGUGGAGGCGGCGUGCAAGACAGCCUUUGAACUGAUUGACCUCAGCAAGCAAGAGGGGGUACACCCACGCCUCGGAGCAGUGGACCUUGUGCCUCUACACCCCUUAUCGGAGAACGUGUCCCUGAAGACCCUUGGAGCGCUGGCCAGGGACAUCGCGCGCAACCUCACCACCAAAGUCAAGGGCUCCUCUGUGUUCCUCUUCGGCGCCGCGGACGUCGAGGGCCGCGGGUUGGUGGCGCGAAGGAAGGCCGUCGGGUGGUUCAAAGCGCCCGUCGACUACUCAGCCCUAAGACAUGACUUGGGUGACCCUCCCUCAGCUAGAUAUGGGCUUACGGGUGUGGGCGCCAUCCCCUACAUGAUGAACGUCAACAUCACCCUCGACACUCAAGACGUGGCCCUCGGGAGGCGGGUAGCGGCGGCAGUGCGGGCAACCUCACCCUCGGGACUCCCAGGUGUGCAGGCGAUGGCGUUCCCCCACGAAGGCAAGGUGGAGGUGGCGUGCAACGUGGACCUGCUGCCCGCACACCUGACCUCACCUGGAUGGAAGGUGCAGGAAUCCUUAGGCGGGCAGUACGUCUUCACACCGCCCGAGGUCCUCACAGAAUGCAUCCUUCAGGAGAGCGAGGGCGUGGGUGCCGUGGGCGUGGCGCUGGUGGGCUUCACGCCGGAGGAGGCCCACGCCCGCGCCCUCCACGCCCUUGCCAGCGGUGAGGGCGAGGGGUGGAGAAAGGCGAGGGAGAGGAGAAUGUAAGAGUGUUAGUUUAGAAGGAUGAAAGAAAGAAGAUAAGGAAGAGGACGAUGAAGAGGAGGAGCAGGGCGAAGAAAAAAGAUGCAAGGACGAAAAGGAGAAUAAGAGGAAAAUAAAGAAGAAGGAGAAGGAAAAUGAGAAGGAAGAAAAUAAGAACGAUGAUGAAGAAAAGGAAUGAGACAAGGACGAAGAGGAGGAAGAGGACAAAGAAUUAAGAUGCAGAGGAGGACAACGAGGAAGAGGAAGAGGAGGAGGAAGAGAACUACGAAGGAGAGGAAGAAUAUAAAUACCAGGAGGAGGAGGAAAAGAAUGACAGAGAGUUAAGAAGAUUGAAGAGGAAGAAGGGAAAGACGAGGAGGAGGAGAAGAAAAAGAAAAGGAGGAAGAUACAAGGACGAAAACGAAGACAAGAAGAAAGAGGAAGAAAAAAACGAAGUAGUUGUAGUAGUAAUAGUGAUGGUAGUAUUGUUGUUGUUAUUGUUUUUAAAGGGAUUAUUAGUGUGAAGUGUGCUCAGAUUUUUUUUUUUUUUUUUUAGGUGGAAAUUGUAGUUUGAGUUUAAAUUCUUUGGUUUCUUUAUUAUUUUUAUUUUUAUUGGGUAUUAUUAAGUAUGUUGUUAUUAUUUUUAUUGUUGUUUGUUAGGGACGAUGUAGGGUUUUGUCCAUUUUGUAAUAGGCCAAGUCUCUCUCUCUCUCUCUCUCUCUCUCUCUCUCUCUCUCUCUCUCUCUCUCUCUCUCUUCAUUCUUUUUAUCUCCAUUUCCAAAGCCAGUUUAACAUCAAGUUCCUAUAAAAUCCGUACAAUAAUAACCUUGGGACACUUAUAACACAUUUUCUUCGUUAACCUAAUCACCGUAUAGCCUCGUUUACCCUGUGUUCGAAGUCUCGUUGGUUCGGUCCGCUUCGUUUCGUUGGUUCGUGAUUCGUUGCAUUGUCGGUGAACGCAGUAAGGCAGAAGACGAGACGGGACCAGGAAGUGAGGUGUGUGUUUCCCGUUUUUUUCCCGUUUUCUCCACUUAUUACUUGUCCAUACAGCAUUUUGGUUUAGUGUAUAUAUGGUUUGUGGUGCCGAGGAUGGUUUCUGAUACGUGGAAGUCCUAAGGGAAAGCUGGAAAAGGGAGGAAUAGUGAAUUUUGUUGCCAACCAUAGAUCGAGGCCCACAUUCUCCAUCACUCCGGGGCUCACUCACCCACAUUUGGUAAGGCUUUCGUUGAGGUUGGUGUGACAGGCGUUUCCUUUGAUCGUCCUUCGCAGUGCACGCUGAAAUGUGACACAGUCGAAAGUAGCACAGCAGUGAGGAGUUGAAGCCUAAUAAGUCAUAGAAAAUGUU